Lucilia cuprina (Australian sheep blowfly) is the source of this 3004-nucleotide messenger RNA. RefSeq names its product probable serine/threonine-protein kinase clkA (gene Dtg). The record is from RefSeq and is a predicted model, not a curated record. The coding region runs from base 193 to 2772 and encodes 859 amino acids. Lineage: Eukaryota; Metazoa; Arthropoda; Insecta; Diptera; Calliphoridae. The transcript has 3 exons.
GACAACAAGCUGUUCAUAGUAUUUGUGAAUGGAGUUUUAAAUAUUGUUUAUACAUAUACGGAGGAAAUAAUAAAAAAAUAAUUUUUUAUCAAAUCCACUUCCUGCUUUCCGCUAAUUUAAAAAAUUUAUUUAAAAUAAAUUGUUGUAUUAGACACUACUUGAUUACUAUAAAGUUUUAAAUAAUAUUGUUCAAUGAGUAAUUACUUUAAAAAAGGUGGAGUGGCUAGCAGCUGCAAACAUAUACUUCAUUGUGGUGAUCAAUGUGAAGGAAGAUGCAACAGGUUUACAUAUACAAAACACUUUAAAAGCAAAACUAAAAUGGUGCCUCUAAUCUCUCUCGCACUCUCCUUAAUGUGUUAUCAUAAUAUUAUUUUCGUCCAAGGUAUGCUGAUUGAUUCAAAUGACUUUAAGACUGAAAUAUAUUCUGAAUUAACAACAACAUAUAUGCCUCAAAUUUUGCUGGAUCCACACAUUUCCGAAAGCAAAGAAAAUGUUAUAAAUAAAUUAAACAUAAUUUUAAAUCCGACACCGGAGGCUGAGUCAUAUAAAAAUAUAAAAUUUGAAGAGAAAAUCGAGGAUAAAAAUAUAGAUAUAAAAUCAAGCAUUGAUUAUCCUGCUGGCCCACUUACUGAAACAAUUCAAAAUACAACUAGUCAGUAUUCGUACCCUUCACCAACAUUGGACAAUUUAAAUGAACAAUAUGAAAAUGAGUCAAAAACUGAAUCUGCAACAAUACAUAUGCCUCAAAUCUUAUUAGAUACACACAUUUUAAAAAUUAAAGAAAAAUCAUUAGAUAAUUUUGAAAAGAUUUUAACAAAUACUCCGGAGGAAGAAUUAUAUAAUAAUAUAAAACAUGAAGAAAAAAUCGGGUAUAAAAAUAUAGAAAAUAAUUCAAGUGUUGAUUCUGCUGAUUCUUUUAAUGAAACAAUACAAAAUUUUUCUAGAAAGAAUUCGAACACUUCGGCAGCAUUGGAAAAUGUUAAUAGACUGUCUGCAUCAAAAAGUGAAAAACAUUUUUUAUCUGAAAAAAUUGUUUUGGAAAAUUUUGUAAAGGAUAUCUCGGAAAAUACAUACUCAAGCGAAGAUUCAUUUCGACAACACCAACAAAUCAUACAAAAUUUUGAAACAAAUUACUCAUCAGAUGUGUCAAAAUAUAUAUUCAAUCAACAAGAAUUAAAUAAAACUUUCGAAAUAUCCGAAAUUAAUCUACCACAAAACUGUAUGGAUUCGGUUUGCGAAGUUAAUACAACUAAAUUUGAUGUUCAUAUCAUUAAAAACAAUAGUGCAAAAUUUAACAAUACAAAAGUGGUUGAAUCUGCAUCAGAAAUUACAAAUGAUUUGCCAAAUAUUACUUAUACACCCCUUUCAUACGAAUCAAUUGAUUUUGUUACACAGAAUAAUGAUAGCAAUUAUAAUGACAAUAUUUUAUCUGUGGAUUUGCAUGAGACUAUUUCUAUAAGCCCAAAAAAUAGUAAUGAAACAGAUGUUUUAAAUAUUACGGAAUAUCCUAAAUUAUAUUUUGAAGAAGUGACUGAAGAAAUAGAAAAUGCUAAUGACUCAUGUGUAGACGAACACGUGGUUAUAAAAAAGGUAUUAGUCGAACAAGAUGUUAUUGAAUAUUCAUUUAAUAAGACAACUUAUCCGGAUUUACAAAAUGAUGAGAAAAAUCUACUUCAGUUAACCUAUACUGAUCAGAAUGCACAGGAAAAUAAAACAAAAAAUGGAAGAACUAAUAAAAAUUAUACACUGGAUUCGAAAACUAUAAACGAACACACAAAAAGUAAUGCUUUAGAUUCAGAGAACAUUACAGAUUGUACAUCUGUAGAAAGCAGUGAAGAAAAUACAUUUAAUGACUAUCAGUCAACGGAAGUGAUUAAUCAAUAUAAAAACAACGUAGUUAAAAACGAGUCUAUGCAACAUCUAGAGCAAGACAACUUCAUUAAUUUAAACAAAGAAGUCGACGAAUUACUUUGGAAAAGUGGUGAAGAACGUUCUAUGAAUGAACUGCGCCAUGAAAAACCUGCCGAAGAUGAAACUAAUCAAUAUAAUAAAACUGAUAAAUACAAUGAUAUUGGGACAAAAAAGUUCGAAAAUAACACUUAUCUCUUUAACCAAAUUGAAAACGAACAAUACAUAACAAGAAUAGAAAAAAAUAACAAUGAAAACCAUGAAACUCAUGAAGUUAGAUCAACAACUUUAAAAACCAUAAAUGAAUCUGAAGCAUUCGAAAGCAAUAUUUCUGAAAUUGAUAUUACUGAUAGUAAUAACACAACGGAGAAAUACGAAAAUAAUUAUAAUAUAUUUAUUAUAAAAAACGAGCAAAUAGUUCAAUCGAACUUGACAAAACCUGUAAACGAUUACAAUUCAGUAACCAAACAAGUAACGCCAUUAUUAGCGGAUGACAUAGCUGCAACUUUAUUCGAAGCAUAUCCCCCACAAGAUGUUGGUCAAACGUUCAAUGAUAAUUUGGCAGAUGAAUCAGUUGGUUUUGGAAAAGCUCUACCCAUCUCCAUUACUGAAGGCUUCAAUAGAUCUACUAUAAUAAUUGCAAUGAGUUCUGUCACUGCUAUUCUUUUCAUAAUCAUUUCUGUAACAAUAUUUCUUAUUUCCUUUCAACAUCAACAUGGUACUUUAGAUAUAGAAAUGCAAGAACGUAAUUGUGGUAAAGAUGACUUAGAUGAUGAAGAUGCGCAAACUUUUGCAAAGUUAUUAGAGGUCGAACUUCCACCAUCAGUAGCCGUAGCUUUAGACGAAUGUGAAGAAUGUUUGUAAGAAAAAAUAUUGGAACUUUCACUAAUAUUCUUUUUGUAAAUAUUAAUUCCGAUAACAUUUAUUAAGUUAUUACUCAAUUUUAUAAACAUACAAGUAUUACAAACUAUGUAAAUGUUUUCUACAAAUUUAUAUAUAAAUAUAAACACUAUAGUGUUUAUUGUAUAUAUCAAGAAUAAAUUUAAGACAUAUUCAUAGGAAUAAAUUUUAAGAUUAUCAGGUUAAUACAAAGAAA